AUGGAGCCUCAAAAGCUACCCGAAGCAGCCGAGGAAAUUCGCCAGGAGAUGAAGGCAUUGAUACCACAAGUGUGGAUGGUCAAUGAGGAUAUUCAUGGAAAUAAGAACUACAGUGGGGAUGCAAUUCGGAAUUUGAUGUAUCGUAUGAAAGUUGCGUUGAAGCUGGACGAGGUAGGCAUUACAGAGCUGGCAAGGAUGCUUGAUAUACCGGUCAAAGCCUACAAAUUUGAUCAAUUCUGGAAGACAAGCAUACAUUAUACCGAUAUCAGACAACGUUCAGAUGUACCCAGAAGGGUCAUUAAAAGGUGGAUGUUUUAUCCAAAUGAAGAACGAGCAGCUUCUGGCAGCAGGAGUGACAGCUUUGAUUCUUAUAAACUCAACUUAGUCUCAAGUGCUGGUAUGGCUUGA
This is a messenger RNA of Penicillium verhagenii, 408 nucleotides long. RefSeq lists its product as uncharacterized. NCBI's taxonomy places the organism in Eukaryota, Fungi, Ascomycota, Eurotiomycetes, Eurotiales, Aspergillaceae. The transcript is spliced from 2 exons. The record is from RefSeq and is a predicted model, not a curated record. The coding region runs from base 1 to 408 and encodes 135 amino acids.